UCGUCGUUAGUCGAACGUCAUCUCGAAAACGAUUUAUUAACAGAUUAAACUGGAUUACAAUAGAUGAACGUUUCAUGCAUGCUGCCUCCCAUCUUCUUCUUGGCGAUGAUGAUCAUGACGAUGUCUUCGUCGAUGGCGCUUCUCCUCCUCGCCUCCCGACCCGCACCUAGCGCCGGCUAACACGUCCCACCGUGCGAGAUUGCGUCCUCGCGAUCAUCGACCAAAUAGUCUGCCAUCCAGCGUGGGGGUCGCCGGGGACGUCUCGGUCGUGCUGUGUUAAGAAUUUCCUCGGUGUCGGUGCCAACGUCCAGGAUUGGUUGGUCCGAAUAUGACUUCAGUUGUGUAGAUAUCGCCAGUCUCUUUUGCUUUGCACCCUCCGGCGUCGUCUUUUCUAUCUCGUAUGCGCCGUGGUUGAUUUUGGUUAUCUUGUAGGGUCCGUCAAAGGCAGGCGAAAGUUUGCCUUCGCGAAUAUGCGUACGGUACAAAACAUCGUCACCAAGUGCAAAAGUUGGAUCACGGUGCCUUCGGUCGACAGUUUUCUUCAUUUGGGCUAGGUAUUCUGUGAGGCUUGCGCGUGCCGCUUCUCUCCUCUCUGUGAUAUUUUCAUCGCGGGCUUCUGCAUCGGUUUCGAGCUCGUUGUCGAUGGGGUAUCUAGGAGAAAAAUUGAAGAGAAUUUCAAAUGGAGUGAUCUGGAGGCCUGCGUGAAGUAGGUUGUUCACUUGGAACGUUGUUCUUCGCAGGUAGUCGCUCCAAUUGUGGAUGUCUCCAUUGACGUUCUUUCGUAGAAUGUGCAAAAUUUUGCUAUUGGCGCGUUCCACGAGCCCAUUGGUUUCUGGUGCAUACGGGACUGUCAGUACUCGUCUGAUGUGUCGGUCUUCAAAGUAUUCUUGCGCUGCUCGUGAUGUUAGUACCUUGUCAUUAUCACUGAUGAUCACUUCUGGUGUUCCAAAAGCCUGUAGGAUGUCGUCCUCGAUGAAUCGUAACAAGUGUUCUGUGGACUUGUCUCUGACGGCCCUUGUGAUUAUAAAUCUCGUUGCCAGGUCUACUGCGGUGAUGAAAUACUUAUUUUCAUCAUUGGAGUUGAUUGGUCCCACGUGGUCUAUUGCAAUUGCCUGGAAUGGUACGUCUGGUGGUUCCCUUGGUAACAGUCUUCGUGGCUGCACGCCAGUUGGUGUGUUGUAUUGCUGGCAUUGAUCACAGCCCUUGACGUAUGCAGUGACGUCACGUGACAUUCCUGUCCAAUAGUAUCGUCUUUUGAUUCUGGAGAUAGUGCGCUGAGUGUCUCCAUGACCGCCGUUGUCGUGGUAGCACUGUAACACUGCUUCUUUGAGAGAUGAUGGAAUCACCAUCUGUAGGACCUCUUUCCCAUUGAGCGUGGUAACAUACAUUAAAGUUCCGUUUUUAAGCUUGUAGUCCUUGUGGCUCUCUUCGUCUCCUUCGAGCGCACUCAUGAUCUGUUUCAGAUCUUUGUCAUUUCGCUGUGCUAUGUUGAUGCGAGAGUCUUCAGCUCGUAUCACACACACAUGUUGGACUUUGGUAGGGAUGCGUGAAAGACCGUCGGCCAUUACAUUAUUUUUCCCAGGCAUGUGUCGUAGUGUGAAGUUGUAUGUCGAAAGGUCUAGCAUUAUGCGAGCGAAUCGUCUGUUCGGAUCCUUUUUGGACAUUAUGUGGCUGACUGCCCAGUUGUCUGUGAAGAUGUCGAAAGCAGGCAGGCCUUGUAGAUAGUGGUGGAACCGCUCUGUGAUGGCCCAGUGAACUGCUAUUGCUUCAAGUUCUGUUGAAUGUUUAUGCUGGUCGGCAUGAGGUACCUUCUUACUUGCAUACUCAACGACUCUUUCGUCAGAUCCGUGGAGUUGAGUUAGGACUGCUCCAAAUGCUGACUGCGAUGCGUCCACGUACACCUUUGUUGGCAAGUCUGGGCUAAAGUUGGCUAGUAUAGGUGCUUCCGUUAAUUUUUCCUUAAGCGUGUCCAUUGCUGUUUGGCACUCGGGAUUCCAUGUCAGUGGUGUGUCAUUUUUUGUCAAAUCGGUUAGGGGUUUAGCGAUCCUGGCGAAACCCUUGAUGUACUUCCUGUAAUGCGACACAAAUCCAAGGAAUGAGCGCAGGUCCUUCUUGGUUCGUGGUACAUCAUAGUUGUUUACGGCUGCUGUUCGUGCUGGGUCGAUGGCAAUACCAUCUUGUGACAGAAUCAGUCCCAAAAAGGGUAUGCUCUUUGACAUAAAUAUGCAUUUGUUGAUGUCGAUGCGCAGUCCAAUAUUGAGGAUGUUCUUGAGCGUGCGGUCAAGUAAUUUGACAUGGUCUCUCGUGUUGCUGGUGAAAAUACACACGUCGUCCAUAUAGACAGCAACGUGUCCCGUUUCGACGAGUUCUCGUAGUCCCUCAUUCAUUAUGUUUUGCAUGGUGGCAGGUGCUGUUGUUAGCCCAAAAGGCAUUCGUAGUGGUUCAUAGUGUCCGCUUUCUGUCACGAAUGCAGCUUUGUGAAUGUCGGUCUCUUUGAUAGGUACAUUAAGAAAUGCUUUUUUGAUGUCAAGCUUGCUGAAGAACUGUGCUCCAGAUGUCUUUCUCAAGAUGGAGUCUAUUCGCGGCAUGGGGUAUGCUCGUUGAACGGUCUUGGCAUUCAGAAAUCUGUAGUCGAUACAGAGUCUCUUUGGUGUAGAGUCAUGAUGUGGUUGAUCUACAACGAUCACCGGUGAGGCGUAACUCGAUGUUGAGUGACGGAUGAUUCCUCUGUGCAACCAGUCAUUGAUUUCCUUCUCGAUGAAUUGUCUGUUGGUUUCCGUUGCGCUGUAUGGUUGCAUUCGUACUGGCUUGUCGUCGUUUAGCUCAAUUUCGUGUUGAACCGUGGUGCACUGACCCAAAUCGUCGUCAGGUUUCGUGAAGACUGAUGAGUUUCUUCUGAGCACGUCCUUCAUAGCUUCAAACUGCUCAGUUGUAGCGUUGGAGGCAUUUUUGAGAUGCGUCACGAGGUGUUCAGCCUCAUUUGGUGUCGGAAGUUGUCGAGAGUCUUGCUCGAUUUUGAUGCUGCCGGGUGACAUGGAUACUGUUCCGCAUGACAUAUACAUAUGGGGCAGAGUUUCAUCGUUUGUUGUGGGUACUCCUGGUGGUCUUUUGAAGACUUCUAUCAGAUUUGUAUGUGCAACUGCCAGUGCCACUGACUCUUUUUUCGUGAAGUCUGCCUUUGGUAUCCACUCAACACUGAAGCUGUUCUCGUUGCAGCGUUCAACAUAGUCGAAGGGGAUUGCCUUUCUCCAAUCGAGUCCGAUGAUUACUGAGUGCGGUAUUUCCCGGCUCACACAAGCUUGGACAGUGGCUGUAGCGCAUCCUAUUGAAAUGAGCGCUUGAGUGACUCCUAGUGGCUGGCUCGUGUUUCCAAAUGGUCCUCGCAGCACAGUUUCGUUAUCCGGGACGAUGUGGAAGUUGUGGCAAGAGGCGAAGUCUUCGGAUAGGAGAGUUGUAGCAGAGCCUGUGUCCCACAUCACUUCUGUUGCAAUGCCGUUGACUGUUGCUGGCAGGACAAUGACAUUCUGUCUACUGCUUGGGUGUGCAGUCACAACCUUGUUAACAUGCUUCUCUGAGGUGAUAUGUUUCGGGGGUGUGGUGCGAUCAGUGCGUUGUUGCCAUCGUCUUGUUGCCGCGGCCUUUUGUUCUGGCGUUCGUGUGUCUGGCUGGUCACACUGUCGGGCUCGGUGUCCAGUCUUGAGACAUCUUGCGCAUGUGUCUGAUGGUAUUUUCCCAAGUUUAACAGUUGUCUCGGGAACUUGCGGUGCUGGUGGGCUUUUGUGGCUCGGUACCGUAUUUGGCGUUUGUUGUUGGAAUCGGGGUGCCCCGUUUUGCACGGCAGUGCUCUUGUUGUGACCUCGGUUGUACUGCCCUUGUCUCUCGAUCUGGCUUGCAUACUGCAGGAACUCACUUAAAGUUCCUUGACGUAGAUCGUAGUAAGCGGCAAGAAUCGGUUUCUCUGCUGCAUUUGACACACCUUGUAUUAGCCAGUCGACGAUGUCUUCGUUGGACAGAUCGUAGUGCCCUCUUCGUAUAAGUUCCAAACGAGAGUACAUGUAGUCCACUAUUGAUUCAUUCGGCUGCUGUCUUCUAUUGUUAACUUGUGCAAUCCAUUGACAGAAUAGGAGAGGCCUGUCAAAUUCGUUCUCCAGGGCUGCCACCCAUUCGUCCCACUUUUUGUGAGCAAUGCCGUCUGUCUUCUGCCACUCCAUUGCGCGUCCUCGCAGUCGUGUAAUUGCAGCACUCAAUGUUGCGGCCUCACUCCAUGAUGAUAAGUCGCGCAUGGAUUCCACCGCCGCAAUCCACUCUUGUAAGUUGUUGUCCGUUCCGUCAUACGUGGGUAAUGUCGACGUCAAGUCGGGUCCUGUCGUCACGUGGACGGGCCCAGCCUGUCUUUCGAGAACGUGCGCUAUCAUUGACAUUGUGGUGGCUAACAUACUGGCAAUGUCGGAGUCUGUGUACAUUCCUUGUUGAGGUGAUGGUGAAGCUGCGGCCUGGGACAUAAUCGUUUGGGGCUUGGUCUCGCCUUCAUUGUCCUUCGUGCCGUGUCGUGGGCUUUCAGGCUCCUCUUGCUUCGUGUCGCUUGAUAUGUCCAUUUUCCUUUGGCUUUUUCUCGUGAUGCCCGAUGACUGUAGGGCGAGCACGUUUGUCUUGACGAACUGGCUCAUACGUGCACCUCGUGGUAAUGGCUCUCAGGGUGUCCUCUCAUUUUGGUGGUUUUCGAUGCUCUAUUUGAUGACGUGAUUGCUUCGUGGUCGUUUUCCUCGUCGCCAUGUUAGGUCGUCGUUAGUCGAACGUCAUCUCGAAAACGAUUUAUUAACAGAUUAAACUGGAUUACAAUAGAUGAACGUUUCAUGCAUGCUGCCUCCCAUCUUCUUCUUGGCGAUGAUGAUCAUGACGAUGUCUUCGUCGAUGGCGCUUCUCCUCCUCGCCUCCCGACCCGCACCUAGCGCCGGCUAACAAAACAAAACAGAGCUCGGCACAACUGGAGAAUCGGGACAUGAUCGCAGAACUCCUGCAUCUUGCAAACGGUACAGCCGCAGUCUUUACUUCUCACCCCGAAGCAGGAGAAAAGGCUCAAACGUAUUAAGAAACACAAAGCUACGGCUAUACCUACAGGAAGACGGACGAGGUAUUAGUGUAGAGCCAAGAGAUGCUCGUGCAAAGUCCCAGCCCUUCGGAUUCUCAGCCCAGAGGAAUGCGGCUGCCCCAGAAGUCCACUGGUCAACUCACCCGAGUUGAACCAGCAUCUUGUGAUGCUGCCUGUCUUCCGGGACUGGGUCAGGUACAGCAACAGCACUGUAGCAAGUUUGCAUCAAGAUCCGACACUUGUGGGGUGACAGCUGCAAUGGGCCGCAUUAAAGAAGAACCCCAAGACUGCUCUUCAGACGAACGUCCGGUUAUAGUAGUGAAGACGGAGCCCUACGAUGCUACAAUUUCGGAAGGGCAGGAUCACGUGGGACACAGCCAUGACUCAGCAUCACAAGAAGCAGCAGCAAGUACUUUUAAGGAUGAGCCCAAAGCCAUUCAUGAUACAGCAUCAUCAGGUUGCAACUCUUCAAAUGCACAGUUCAACUUGAACACAGCAGCUGUUCAGCCUCCAUUCGUCAACACAGCCCCAGUCACUGUGGAUGUACAACCCACGGAUUCCAAUCCCAGAGACUAUGCUGAAAACCAAAAUGAAAGUGAAACACAAAGUGAAUCAUCAAUCUCAACCCAUGAGAUGGACAAGACACACAAGUGCAGUGUUUGUUCGGCUACGUGCAUUGACGUAGACCACUUGGAAGUUCCCCUCGGGGCUAACGAACCAAACACAUUCACCUGCGACACAUGUCGACAUAAACAGACACAUAUGCGUUUGAAGCCGUAUAGAUGUGAUCUCUGUCCUGCAGUGUUCAGCUGCAGGACGAGCUUGAAGAGCCACACGCAGGCACACAUGGGUGAGAAGCUGUACAAAUGCAACCUCUGCCCUGCAGAGUACAACCAUAACAAAGGCCUCCGGCGACACAGGCUGACACAUACAGGGGAGAAGCCGUACAAGUGCGACCUCUGUCCUGUGGAGUCCAGCAGCAGUGCAAACCUGCGGCGUCACAAGCAGACGCACACAGGAGAGAAGCCGUACAGGUGCGACCUCUGUCAUGCAGAGUUUAGCCGCAGCACAAGCCUGCGGCGCCACAAGCAGACGCAUACAGGCGAGAAGCCAUACAAAUGCAAUACCUGUUCUGCAGAGUUUGUGCGCAGUGAGAGCCUGCAGUAUCACAAGCUAAAACACACAGGUGAGAAGCCAUACAAGUGUGAUCUCUGUCCUGCAGAGUUCCGCCACGGAACAAAUUUGCGGAACCACAAGCAGAUACACUCGGGCGAGAAGCCGUACAAGUGUAACCUCUGUCCUGCAGAGUACAGCUAUAGCAAAAACCUGCUGCAACACAAACUGUCACAUGCGGGUGAGAAGCCAUACAAGUGCAAUCUCUGUCCUGCAGAGUUCAGCUGCAGCACAGGCCUUCAGCGGCACACGCAUACGCACACAGGUGAAAAGCCAUAUAAGUGCGAUCUUUGUCCUGCAAAGUUCAGACAAGACAUGCACCUGCGACGUCACAAGCGGACACAUACCAGUGAGAAGCCAUAG
This is a messenger RNA of Ornithodoros turicata, 6625 nucleotides long. RefSeq names its product zinc finger protein 883-like. Gene Ontology annotation, biological process: regulation of transcription by RNA polymerase II. Gene Ontology annotation, molecular function: DNA-binding transcription factor activity, RNA polymerase II-specific. The coding region runs from base 5153 to 6625 and encodes 490 amino acids. Gene Ontology annotation, cellular component: nucleus. NCBI's taxonomy places the organism in Eukaryota, Metazoa, Arthropoda, Arachnida, Ixodida, Argasidae. The record is from RefSeq and is a predicted model, not a curated record. The transcript has 4 exons.